GCAGACAAAAUUGGGUUAACAUUCCAGCUUCCAGGGAUUAAAGAGACGGUCCUUUGAAACAAGUAGGUGGGUGAGUGAAUCAUCGUGGUCAUCAUCAUCUUCAUCUUCUUCUCUUCAGAAUCCUAUUCUAUCUGUUGAUUUUCACUUCUACUUAAGUUGAUUCGAUACAAAAUACACAAAUAGAAAAGAAAAUGUCAGGACCUCAAUGCUGUGCUAACCCACCAACACUCGACCCAGCCAGCGGUUCUGGCCACGUUGAGAAACUGGGCGGCCUCAAUUCUUAUAUCACUGGCCCAUCUGACUCCAAGCGUGCCAUUCUUCUUAUCUCUGAUGUUUAUGGAUUUGAAGCUCCAAACUUGAGGAAGCUAGCAGAUAAGGUUGCAACUGCAGGAUUCUAUGUUGUUGUUCCUGACUUCUUCUAUGGAGACCCCUAUGCCCCCGAUAAUGCAGAUAGACCCAUACAAGUUUGGUUAAAGGAUCAUGGAACGGAUAAGGGAUUUGAAGAUGCAAAGCCUCUGGUGCAAACCCUAAAGAGUAAAGGUGUAUCUGCAAUUGGAGCUGCAGGCUUCUGUUGGGGUGCUAAGGUGGUGGUUCAGCUAGCAAAACCCGAGUUCAUCCAAGCGGCUGUGAUGUUGCAUCCUUCCUUUGUCACUGUAGAUGAUAUCAAGGCGGUUGAGGUUCCAAUCUCAAUACUGGGAGCUGAGACUGACCACCUUUCGCCACCAGCACUUGUGAAACAGUUCGAAGAGGUCCUAAACGCUAAAUCUGAGGUUGGCAGCCGUUGCAAGAUAUUUCCCAAGGUUGCUCAUGGGUGGACUGUGAGGUACAAUGUUGAAGAUGAAAAUGCCGCAAAGUGUGCAGACGAGGCCCAUGGAGACAUGAUUGAGUGGUUCACCAAGCAUGUCAAGUGAAGUGAAGAGCUUGUUAGAUGAUAAAGGCUCACAGGCUGCAUGUAGACUGCUCAGUAUUAUCAGGAAUCUACCUUUUUUAAAUAAAUGAACGGAUUUGUGGUUCGUUCUGGCUUUAAAUAGUUUGGAUAGUAGGUGGUGGCCAGCCCCAUCUGUAACUAUCAUUACAGUUGCUGUUAUUAUUACGAAUGAUUAAGAUUACAUUUGUCACUAUAGCCCACUCUCUUGCUAGGGCUGCCUAUCUUAUGUCAGGUCAGGAAGUUUGGGUGACACCCUCCCUUUACUUUUUAUGUAUUGGCUUUGAAUUUGGUUUACUGUAAUCCUUUUUCAUUUUAAAGAAAAUAGCGGUUACAUA
Ricinus communis (castor bean) is the source of this 1263-nucleotide messenger RNA. RefSeq names its product endo-1,3;1,4-beta-D-glucanase. The transcript has 7 exons. Gene Ontology annotation, molecular function: hydrolase activity. The record is from RefSeq and is a predicted model, not a curated record. Bases 192 to 911 code for a protein of 239 amino acids. NCBI's taxonomy places the organism in Eukaryota, Viridiplantae, Streptophyta, Magnoliopsida, Malpighiales, Euphorbiaceae.